This is a messenger RNA of Adelges cooleyi (spruce gall adelgid), 857 nucleotides long. RefSeq names its product mitochondrial import inner membrane translocase subunit Tim10 (gene Tim10). The record is from RefSeq and is a predicted model, not a curated record. Gene Ontology annotation, cellular component: mitochondrial inner membrane. Bases 399 to 644 code for a protein of 81 amino acids. Gene Ontology annotation, biological process: protein insertion into mitochondrial inner membrane. NCBI's taxonomy places the organism in Eukaryota, Metazoa, Arthropoda, Insecta, Hemiptera, Adelgidae. The transcript has 2 exons.
UAACCUUAUCGUUCUCGUCCGGACAGUCGUCGGCGCAAGCACGUGUGAAGUUUUCGUUUCCACUUAAGUAUUGUUAUUAAGUUCAGUGUUUUUUUUUAUUAUAUUUCACCAUUAACCACAAUGCUGAUGUGAGAAGAUAUGAAAUUGAAUCACUUUCAGAAAGUCUUCAUUGGAUGGUGAGUACAAACCAAAUAUGACCGACCCUAUUUACACUGGAUCAUAGGUCAUUGGCUAUAUCGGGUGGUCUUUAUUCGUUUGUCCUGUCGAAACGUUACAUCGAUUCCAAACGAUAUGACAGCAUGAAAGCAAGAGAACGGAUGCGAUUAUCUAACGUUGGCGAAUACACACCGAGUGAAAGAAAAUUGUAAUAGGAAGUUUCACGUGUUACGAACAACAACAUGGCUGCAGCUUCCAUCCCGAUGCCACAGAAUCUGUCUAACCUCCAGCAAGUGGAGUUGGACAUGAUGGCUGACAUGUACAGUCGUAUGACCGAGUCCUGCAGGAAGAAAUGUGUGAAACCCGAACACAAGGUGGGCGAUCUGAACAAAGGCGAGAGCGUGUGUUUGGAUCGAUGUAUUGUCAAGUAUCUCCAAAUGCAUGAAAAUGUCGGCAAGAGCUUAAGACUUGACUUCAACGCCAAAUAAUAUAUGUAUUAAUCAUGUCGUAAUAGUCUUAUACUUGUACUAAUAGAAAUACUGUGGGUUUUUUUUUUUUAGUACUAUUUAAGUUUGUAAUUAAUAUCGGCCAUUUCUGGACAAAACAAAAUCGUACUGUUGUCAUUUUAUUAAGUUCUACGUAGAUGUUAUUAAUUUUCAGAUAGUCUGGAAAUAUCAAAAUAAAGGUUUUAUUAUUUAAAU